AUGUCAAGUGACGAAAAGUCUAGAGAAUCAGAAAAAAUAAAUUUUAAUGCUCUUGCUGAUGCUGUUAAAUUGUGUUUAUUGGAAAAUAAAAACAUCCGAUCAACUGCCCGUGAACAUAACCUUGAUAAAAGUACUUUGCAGCGCUACAUUCAUAAAGUAAAAGCUCAUUUCGGGGAUAUUUCAUUGGUUGAGAAGAAUGAAUAUAUGGAAUUUAUCCAAUCUUGCAGCAGAAAAAUUCCAACAAAUAUGGUUUUUUCUCUUGAACAAGAAAAACUUCUUGUAGGCUAUAUCCUAAAAUGCGUUAAUCAUUACUAUGGUCUGAGUAUUAAUGAUUUGAAGGAAUUGGCGUUCCAGUUUGCAAAAAAACUCGACCUUGAUUAUCCGCUAAUUUGGAAUAAAUCGUCAGAAGCCGGAAAAAAGUGGUAUUAUCUUUUUAUGAAACGUCAUCCGGAACUAAAACUCAGAACACCCGAGCAAACAUCUAUUCACCGGGUCAAAGCCUUUUGCAAAUCGAAUGUAGAGGAAUUCUUCGAAAAUUUGGGCCGGUUGCUAGAUAAAUUUCACUUUGAUAGUACGACUAUUUACAACAUGGACGAAAGCGGUUUUUCUAAUGUUCCCACAAAAAUCGGCAAAGUUAUCGCCUUAAAAGGAAUGAAACGGAUUGGUAAAGUGGAGGCUGCCGAACGUGGUACGAUGGUGACGAUGGCCCUUACAGUCAGUGCCAAUGGAAAUUCUCUUCCACCGUUAUUUUUAUUUCCACGAAAGAAAAUGCAAACGUACUUUUUGGAUAAUGUUUCGCCUGGGACUUCUGGAUUUGCGAAUGAAUCUGGUUGGAUGACCCAACCAGAGUUCAUUCAGUACAUUCGACAUUUCAUUAAAUUUGUCAAGCCAUCAGUGGAUUCACCCGUGCUUUUGUUGAUGGACAACCACUCGUCACAUUUAUCUGUGGACGCACUGGAUAUAGCGUCAAAAAAUGGUGUUCACAUUCUCUCAUUUCCUCCACACUGUAGCCAUAAGCUGCAGCCAUUAGAUGUGUCGGUUUUCGGACCCACCAAGACUUAUUACAAGUCGCUAUGUUCUACGUGGCAGAAAAACAAUGCCAAUAAGGUUUUGGAAAUACGACAUAUUGCUGGCAUUGUGUGUCAAACAUUGGAUUUGGCAUUGACGCCAAAAACAAUCAAAGCGGGUUUCGCUAAAACGGGAAUUGCUCCAUUCAAUCCCAAUGUCUUCAGUGAUGAUGAAUAUAUUGAAGCCGUUCAGCAAAAUGCUGCUGCAGUUGCUACAGAGGCUAAUCUCAACGAAAAUGAUCAGCUGCGUAUUAUUGUUGAUCCUUUGAAUAUUGUUCCUGAAAAUAUGAUUAUACCUGAAGCAAGUGAACCAUUAGCCAGGAACCAGGAACAUCAAAUACUAUACAUGACACUAGCUGUUCAUCGGUUAUAG
Leptopilina heterotoma is the source of this 1440-nucleotide messenger RNA. RefSeq lists its product as uncharacterized. The transcript is spliced from 3 exons. Gene Ontology annotation, molecular function: DNA binding. The record is from RefSeq and is a predicted model, not a curated record. Bases 1 to 1440 code for a protein of 479 amino acids. Gene Ontology annotation, cellular component: nucleus. NCBI's taxonomy places the organism in Eukaryota, Metazoa, Arthropoda, Insecta, Hymenoptera, Figitidae.